Molecule: messenger RNA, 615 nt
Organism: Zingiber officinale
Lineage: Eukaryota; Viridiplantae; Streptophyta; Magnoliopsida; Zingiberales; Zingiberaceae
Product: leucine-rich repeat extensin-like protein 2
Exons: 2
Coding region: 1-615 (204 amino acids)
Source: RefSeq, a predicted model, not a curated record
AUGGAUAUAGGUGAAGGGAAGACCAGGGAGAAGGGGCCACCUCUGCAGCCUUCGACGCCGGCGACAUCCAACGCCGGCAACGUCCGACGCCGAGCGCUCCUUGCUCUCACUCACAAGGCCUCAUGCGAGCACGACGACUUCCCCUCCUCCCCUUUCUCCUCUCCACGCCACCAUCACACGCCAGAAGACGAUGCCACCACUAGACCGACCUCGCCGCCUCCGAGCGCUUCUCGCUGGAGCCGCCUCAGAGAGAUCCUCCCUCUGUUCUCCCUCUCUCUCCUCUCCUCUCGCCGGAGCUGCCUCAGAGCCGUCCUCCUUCCUCUUGCCGAAGCUGCCUCAGAGCCGUCCCCCUCUCCUCCUCUCGCCGGAGCCACCCUCCUUCUCCCUCUCUCGCCGCCGCCCUCGAGUGAUGGCCGCCGGCGACGAUCACUUCUCCUCUUCCUCCUCCUCGCGACACCAGCGAUGACCGCCUCUCCUCCUCCUCUCUUCCCGCGGCCAACAUCACCGCCGAUCCUCUGUCCUCCUCGCGACGCUACCACCGCACCUACUUGCAGCCACUCCUCUCCUUCUCCUCUCCUCUCAUCGGCAUUCACCUCCAGUCGCCGCUUCUGCUAA